GUUUACUCAUCUGGUCUCUCUCUAGUCUGGCAUCGUUUCGAAGAAACCGAGAGACGCAAAAAUAAAUUGGGAGGAUUAUCAAAUUCAAAUUCAAAAAAAAAAAAAAUCAUCGCUCCGAUCAAAUUCUUCGUCGGAAUAAUCUCAGGGAGGAAUUGCGCUGGGAAGUGGCAAUUACUGUUUUUUUUUUUAAUGUCGAGUAGCUCGGGUAGUUUCUCGGGAAGCAGUAGCUCGGCAUGUAGUUCUAGAAGUGAUUGUGAGAACUCGUUUGAUGUUGAAGAGCUUCUGCAGAUUGGGACACGACGCAGGGAGCUAAGGAAAGAGAAGGACAUGCUGAGAGAAUCGCAGCCUCGUAGUAUCGAAUUAGUCAGAAGGUUGGAGCUCCGCACAAAGUCAUUAUCGGAAUCUCGCUUAGAAGACACUGCAAGAAUUCAGACCAUGGAGAAAGAGUUGUUGAAUUGCUAUAAAGAAAUUGAUUACUUGCGAGAUCAGCUCAUUUUCAGAAGCAAGGAAGUGAACUAUCUCAAUGACCAUCUGCACGAUCUUGAAUUCAAAUUAGCUGAAUCAAGGAAUUUGGAAGAAGAAGUUAAUUGUUUGAGAGAGGACUUGUGCAUGUCUAAAUCCGAACAUCUUUUGUUGUUACAAGAACUCGAGAACAAAGAAUCAGAUUUACAGAGUUCGUCUCUUUCCAUAGAGAAACUGGAGGAGGCCAUCUCAUCCUUAACAUUAGAGUCCUUGUGCGAAAUAGAAAGCAUGAAGCUUGACAUUACAACGUUGGAGCAAGCACUUGUUGAUGCAAUGCAAAUUCAAGAAGAAAGUAUCCAAGAAAAAGAUCAAUUAAAAGGAAUAAUUGAGGAGUUCCAGUUGCAGUCUCAGAGGGCACAAGAGAAUGUCAAGUACUUUGAGAAGCAAAAUGAAGAGCUGAGCGAAAAAUUUACCGCCUCUGAAAAGAGUAUCAUAGAUUUCUUUCAAAGUACCAAAGAACGGUUAGAAAGUGAAGAUAAACAGCCUCUAGAUGCAGGGUGCUUCUUCGCUGAAUUGAGCCAUGUGCUUCCUGUAUCCAAUGAAGUUCGCAAAAGCUUCGAUGCAAUCAUCAAGAAACUGGAACUUCCUCGAAAUGUGAAUUUAAUUGAUAAAAUGGAGGGUAUGGCGAAACAGACACAGCAGCACGAAGAUAUUGUGAAGCAACUGAAAGAAGAAUUGAAACAGGAGAAACUGAAGGCGAAGGACGAAGCAGAAGAUCUUACGCAAGAAAUGGCUGAAUUAAGGUAUAAGAUGACAUGUUUGCUUGAUGAGGAACGCAAACGCCGUGUGUGCAUAGAACAAGCAUCAUUACAGAGAAUAGCCGAGCUAGAAGCACAGAUCAAGAGAGAGACAAACAAGACCUCUUCAACUAUGAUGCUUUCUCUUCCUGGGAUAUGAAAAAAGUCUUGAGCUUUGAUGUUUAGCUUUAUUACACCAUUCCACCUUUAUCUUCACAUUUUCUGAGUCUCAUCCAUUAUCUUUGGAUGGAUGGAUGCGCAUUUGGCUGGUGAUCUGUAUACACAUGAAAUGGCAGGAUGGUCAGAGAAAGUCAGAGGUUUGAAGUGUCUAGAGACGCACAAACAAAAGAUGUUUGGGUUAAGAAGAAGAAAGAAUAAUAGCUUUAGAGAUUGUUGUUAAUUUAUUUGAUUAUUUCCAUUCGAGUGUAUAUAAUUGCAUGGAACAUAGAAAUAAAGGCGUUCGAAAGUAUUAUUAUGAUACAAAUAAACCGCAGCUCGUUAAGAAGUUUGAGCUAGAUUCCAAGUC
Molecule: messenger RNA, 1785 nt
Organism: Camelina sativa (false flax)
Lineage: Eukaryota; Viridiplantae; Streptophyta; Magnoliopsida; Brassicales; Brassicaceae
Source: RefSeq, a predicted model, not a curated record